UACGAGUUUUUCAUCUCUAAAUCAUUUUAUCAUAAGUCAUAAUUCUAGAAGGGGAAGGUUUACUGUUGAAAAAGAAACAAAAAUAAUAGAUUUUUUGAAGAUUCAUUCUUAUUUAUCACCUGAUUUAAUUUCAGCACAAUGCAUUGUUUGGGAAGCUGCAAGUCAAUAUGAUACCAUUAUGUGA
Molecule: messenger RNA, 184 nt
Organism: Funneliformis geosporum
Lineage: Eukaryota; Fungi; Glomeromycota; Glomeromycetes; Glomerales; Glomeraceae
Source: the annotation of a GenBank genome assembly